AUGCAAGAUAAAAUAAAUUCAAAAGAAGAUAUUUCUUCCAGUUCUUCCUGUGAAGAGAAUGAUGAAAAUAAAAAUAUAUUAAAUCCACCCAAUAGAACAAAAAUGAGUAAGGGAGAAAGAAGAGCAAGGAAAAUGCUUGUAAAACUUGGCUUAAAAGCAGUACCAAAUGUUCAUAAAGUAAUCAUAAAAAAAUCUCAAAAAAUGGUUUUUGGUGUUUCUAAUGUUGAAGUUUAUAAAAUUGAAGGAACUGACUCUUAUGUAAUAUUUGGAGAUGCAAAAACUGAUGAUUUAACAAAUUCAAUUAAUAACUUUAUGCCAGAUAAUUUAUCAAAAGAUCCAGAGGUUCCUAUUGAAACAGAAACAAAUUUUGAAUCAGCCGAAAAAACAGAAGAAAAAGUCCAAGACUUAGAUGAAGAAAAAGUAGAUGAUGUUUCAAUGGAUGAUGUGGAGUUAAUUAUGUCACAAACAAAAUGUAGCAGAGAUAUGGCAAUUAAAGCUUUGAGAAAAAAUAAUAAUGAUUUAGUUCAAUCAAUAAUGGAAUUGAGUGGUUAA
Plasmodium gallinaceum is the source of this 552-nucleotide messenger RNA. RefSeq lists its product as hypothetical. The transcript has 3 exons. Gene Ontology annotation, biological process: protein targeting to membrane. The record is from RefSeq and is a predicted model, not a curated record. Lineage: Eukaryota; Apicomplexa; Aconoidasida; Haemosporida; Plasmodiidae. The coding region runs from base 1 to 552 and encodes 183 amino acids. Gene Ontology annotation, cellular component: nascent polypeptide-associated complex; cytoplasm.